Molecule: messenger RNA, 4351 nt
Organism: Amoebophrya sp. A25
Lineage: Eukaryota; Dinophyceae; Syndiniales; Amoebophryaceae
Source: the annotation of a GenBank genome assembly
CUUUCUGUUGAGAUCCUUCGAAGGCGUGUUUCAUCGUCGUGUAAACGUGCCAUCAUACUAAGUACAUGAAUACUGACUAAUACGCAAUUGUAAAUCUUUGUCACAUUCACAAUCAUACUACUGAAUCUUCACCCAAUCAUGUCGAGAUAGAAUGAAAAGACCGCUGCUGCGGCAGCGCCGUGCCGCGCUCGCGGCAUCCUCUUUCUGGGGGCGGAUGGGUGCGACUGCAAGACGAUUUGGGUCCACGGCCCUCGGAUCGACCGCAGAUUCAUCAAGUAGUGGCCCGUCCACCGCAGUUACCGAGGCAGCCGAGUACCUGCGCUACUUAAGGGAGCGGGAGAGGCGGAAAGAAACUCGACGCGCGAAUGCUGCCAAGAAAAUAAUGGGGUCGUCCGAGCGCAUGGAGACUGCGAUGGAAAGACCACUUUCUGGACAAGAAAGCUUUGCAGCAGGACAAGGAAUGCGAGUCAGCGUAACGAUUGGGUUCAAAGGAGACUCAGAAAUCCCGACCGUGGCGGAUCUGGCCAAGGAAGCUCAUGCGGGAUGGAGCAACGGCGUGGAUGAUCCUGCUUUCUGGAGCAAAUUGCACAAACAGUGGAAGGACAAGGACACUAUCGUGGAUGAGUAUUCGGCUCGAGCGGCCCUACAUUUUCUGUGGACGUGCGUGGAGGCGGGGCAUCCGUGCGAUGCAGAGGGCCUCUACCAUUUCUUCAAUCAGGUAAAUUUCCCGUGAGGACGUAACCCACUUGUUCUGAGUGCUUGAUUAAUAUGACAGUAGGUACAAGGCCAUGUAAAUGUCUUGGGAUACUUAUCUAAAUCGUAAUCUGUGAUCUCCUAUCAUGAACGAUGGUAACAGAGACAAAAUUAUGCGUAUCUGCAUUGCAUUGAUCAUCAGUAGCAUUGAUGAAGGAGAAUGUUCUUCUAAAUCUUCUUCAGCAUAAACAAAGGUCCUUGCUCUCGACAAGCGCGUCAAAGGGAGGACUCCUGGGGAUAUUUUGGCCCAGGCUUUACGGUUGCUGUGCAUUUUCGACGACACCUUCUUGCAAAGACGGCUUGCGUCAGAUUUUUGUGCUCGAGCGGAGGCAUUAGCGACGCCGUCUGCCACGCUGUCUGCGAUGUGGAGCGUAGUUUUUAUCCUGAAUCGACGCAAGAGAGCCGCGUCAGGAGGAUUAGAGUCUCUAGCCUCGGGAGCAGGACAAGCUGGUGAGGAUGCCUUUCUCGUUCUUCCGGUUUUAGAGCCAGACUUUGUGCGGGCGCAUGUGGUUGGUCGACGUGCCGAGCUCACCGCUGCCGACGUGGCAACACUGACCGAUGCUUGUGUUGGCAUCCUAGAAGUUUUGAAAUCGACGGAAUGCUUAGCCGCGUCUGCACCGAAACCAGAUAAUUGCAGGGAAACCGCUUAUCCUUCUAGACGAGACAUGUUGCAGAAUGUAGCCAGGAAAAAGUUGCGAACUACGGCAGAUAUACUGCGCAACGAAGUGGUACGCGGAUUCUUUUCGAGAGCCUCUGCGGGAAACAUGACUGCCUUGGAUUGUGCAAAGGCCGUGCACGGACUAGCAAAGCUGCGCUUAGAAGACCGAACAGCCAUGGACGCCUUGGGAAAGCGAUAUGAACAGAGAUAUUGUUGUUCCAAGCGGAAGUUUAGGCUCUGCGAGUUCCUUUGUUUAGAAUGAAAUAUCAAGUCUUCGGUCUUCGUCGGUUCAUCAAUAACACUAUUUGACUUUUAUUGUUCUGUUUCGAAAGCAUGGAAUAGAUUCGACUCAUCAGGGAACUCGACUACUUUCUUGCUCUAAAAGAUUCUGCAGGAGUUAUCAGACAGUGGCGAUUUCGUCGCAAGCUGCUUCCAGCAAUCGCUUGCCGAAAGUAAGGGUCACGUUCAGAUGUUUCUCACGUCAGCGGUUUCAGCAGCACAACGAGUGAGCGCACUUUCUGGGCGGGACGGAAGCGCGCUUUUUCCUGCCACAAAGACGAAUCUGUCGCAGCGACGAAGCGUUAGUGAAGUGCUGAAGCAACGACUCGCAGCAAGGCGCGCCAAGGCCAAAAAUAGACAGGAAACGGGAGAUGCAGUUGAUGGCGCUGCGGAUGCUGGUCCUGAAACCAGUACAAGAACAGGUCUGUUGGUGGACCACCAGGUUGAAGAGGGAAGUAGAGAUGCACCAUGUGGAAAUGCCUUAUCGUCGAAGAACUACGAUGUUUCUGCAAUAGCAGCGCACACGUUUUUGUGGCAACCUGAGACACUUCCACGCAUCCUCGCGAAGACGGCGUACGGGUUUGCAAAGUUUCAAGGUAGUUCCGGAGCUGCCUUGUACGAUCGUCUCGGGAUUUUGGUGAGGCGACAUCUUUUGGAUUUCGAUGGUGCGCGGGAAAUGGGACUGGUGCUUACGUCGUUUUCACGCGCUGGCGUAGCCAACGAAGUUCUGCUCGCAAGGAUGAUCUCGCGAGUGCGCCAAUGGGGUGGCGAAGGACUCCUGCAGCGUAUACGGAGUGCAUCUGACGGAACGAAAGCCGUGGCCUUCCAAGAUGUUCUGAAUUAUGGAGAGACUUCCGUUGCGGCGGAUGUAAUCGAAUACGGACUCAGUCCUCGAACUUCUACACUCUCGUGAUUCAAGUAUUCAUAUCACUGUUUAGAAAAAUAUGUGCUCCUGUUAAGAGAAGUUUUUAGAGCAUACCAUCUUUGCGCGUACUUUUCGGGUCUCUUUUUCCGGCUUCAUAACAUUUUGGCGAUGGGCUUCGCGAAAUUUCAGGUCAAGGACGAGAAGGCGUUUCUGACCUGUUUUUCUCCCGUUUUCCGGUCUUUUUUGCCAGACACGCAUGCGGAAGACGCAUCUCCGACGAGCGCAGAGGAUGAGAUCUUCGGACGACCGAGCGAUUCGCUUACGAGUGAUCCUACGCGAACAAAGCGGGGUGCGCGACGAGCACAGAAGAAAGCUGGUACUGAUGAAAACCGUAUAAAUUUAUUGAGUUCGGCUUCUGCUUGCUACGACAAGGCGUUGUCAUUGUCUGAAGCGUCAACAACACAAGUAAUCGGUGCUUGAUGGAGUACAUCUUUGGAUAAAUGGCUACAGUAGGGAUAAAUGGUGCUUGUUUUGAAAAAUGGCUACCCGCCGUAUAGAUGUUUUCGUCGAUAAUGUCGACGACCCUCUAAUGUCGGUAGGUCGAAAAUCCGAACCGACAACGAUAAUUUUCUCAGAUAACCAUUUUCCCAGGUGAUCAAUAACCAUUUUCUCAGAUUUAGCCUGCACGCCGCUGGAGAAGCAAGAGCGUGAAGUGGAAGAUCUCGCUCGACGAUUUCCAGAAAACCAAUUUACGGAAAUCCAGACAGCUGAUUGGGUAAAUGUCGCCCAGGCCUACGGCAAGGUGCACGUUUUAGACGAGCCACUACUACGAGGCAUAGCGGACCUGCUGUGCGAGAGAUUACUCACGGAGGACGCAAACAAUAUUCAUCUUUGUGCCAGUGGUGGUGCAGGGGCUAGGCGUGGAGAUUUGGUCGACACGUUGGACGAGGCGACUUCGUCAUCUGGUACGAAGAAAGCAUCUUGUUUUCCUGUGAGCGACAUCGUGAAGUAUGUGAAUGCAAUGUCCAAGGUCGGCUGUGCGCAUACCCGCUUGCUGGGACUGCUGGUGCAACGACUACGACGUGAUCUCUUUACGGCUUGAGAGGAUCCAUCUUGCCCAGCAUCUUGCCAGCAUUUUGAAAGGAAAACGAGCACCAGGAUGCUGACCAAGAUGGAUUUCUGCAAGGUCUAAUCUCUGCGUUGAGAACGACCUCCCACCGUUUGACGCACUGCAGCUGUCGCAAGCGCUGAAUCGCCUAGGAAGUUCGGAAUUUCCAGAGCUAGAGACUUUCGUGGCCACAGUUUUACCGAACGAAAUCCGGUCUAGUGAGGUCUCUCCAGAAACCCGCAGACGCAUAGCAACCUUACCGAAGCACCGUAAGAGCGCACGGAGGCGGAAGCGGACGUGGUGAUAUGCUAGGGCUGCGGUCUUAAAGGGGAAGUGCUACUCAGACCAUCUAACUGGAUGAAGGAGUUUUUUAGAUUUUUUAGAAAUGGAUACGAGGGAUUAUUGAUUUCAGGAAACGAAAGAACGCGACGCUGUUGUUUAGGAAAACGCUCGUUCAAUGGGAACAUCGGCCCAAUUUAGAAAAUUUAGAUUUGACGGGAACAUGAUUUUGACCGGAUUCUAAACCUAAGUGUGAUGACAACGCAACGCGCACAAUUUGAUUUCGAGAUUUGGAACCAGACAAGAAAACUUGACGUUUAAACUUUCACUGAACGAAACCUUUUACCAUGACACGCUUACGAAAAGGCGAUGAAUAAUUUAGAAUGCGUUUUAGAUUCCAGUCCCAGGC